AGAACGAUGGUGGAUCGUUGGAGACCGGGUUUGUUGGAGGAGAAGAGGUGAAAUGUUCACGGGCAACCAACUCAUCAAGGCUUGGGAGUCUUAAAGUCGCAACAUCUAGCAGCAGUAGCAGCAUUCCGCCCGCCGCCACAGCCUCGUCUUCGCCUUUAUGUCGGUCGCCCACGCCGACGACCCAGACGUCGCCGCCGCAUCCCCCAAGUCCUGCGGCGACCUCCCCUCUGCCACCGCCACCCCGGCGGACGUUCUCUCCGUGGAUGGCGCGGAGGCGGUCUACCACGCCGAGCGUCUCCUUGCCAACGGCGACUUCUACACCGGGCAGUGGUGCGGCAAUGUUCCCCACGGAAACGGAAAGUACCUAUGGACCGACGGCUGUAUGUACGAAGGCGAGUGGCGCCACGGCAAGACCAUGGGGAAGGGCAAGUUUUCGUGGCCGUCCGGUGCCACCUACGAAGGAGAGUUCAAGUCCGGUUUCAUGGACGGCUACGGCACGUACACCAGCUCUCUCGGCGACACCUACCGCGGCGCCUGGUCCAUGAACCUCAAGCACGGCCACGGGGUGAAGUCCUACGCCAAUGGCGAUUACUACGACGGGGAGUGGCGUUCCGAUGUCCAAGAUGGCCACGGAAGGUACGUCUGGAAGAACGGGAACGAGUAUGUCGGGCAGUGGCGGGCGGGCAUCAUUGACGGCCGCGGCACCCUUGUCUGGGCAAACGGAAAUCGAUACGACGGUGGGUGGGAAGAUGGUUUGCCAAAGGGGAAUGGGAACUUCCGUUGGGCCGACGGAGGACUUUACGUUGGCUAUUGGGGCAAGGAGAACGGGAGCCUCCAGCAGAAGGGUGCAUACUAUCCAUCGCCGACUGCCUCAUCUCCCACUGCCCGGGAUCCCUCUGGGGUCUUGUUGGCAGACCUUGGAGAUUGCAAGGUGUGCCAGGGUGAUAAUGUGUCCAUUCUUCCUUCGCAGAAGACGCUAAACUGGUCGGGUGUCGAGGCUGACUUCGUCCAGAAGCAAGCAGCCUGGAGAUCUUCCAAAUCAGCAGAUGCCCAGCCUAGGAGGCGAGCAUCAGCAGAGGUGGUCUCAGCAGGGUUUACGCCAAGAGGGCAUAAUGGUCAUGCCAGUACAAUCAGCGGCAUUGGGAGCAAAAGUGGGUUCUGGGAUCCAGAUGAGCUUAUCAAUUCUGAUGCAGAGAGUGGAGGUGCAUUUGAGACAGGGGGAGCAACCAAGGGUGUUGAUGACUUUCUCGGUGAGCUUCAAUUAAAUGACGUAGAGUCAAGGGGGAUUGGGAGGAUCCAGCAACCAUUAAGGUGGCCGCCUAGGGUGAUAAAGAAGCAGGGGGAGACUAUCUCAAAGCGGCAUAAGAAUUAUGACCUUAUGCUAAAUCUCCAGCUUGGAAUCAGGCAUGCAGUAGGAAAGCUACCUGAGCCUAAAACACUUGACCUGAAAGCAUCAGCCUUUGACCCCAAAGAAAAGAUAUGGACAAGGUUUCCUCCUGAGGGAACAAAACAAACACCCCCACACCAGUCUUGUGAUUUCAAGUGGAAGGAUUACUGUCCAUUAGUUUUCAGGACUCUCCGCAAGCUAUUCAAGGUUGACCCAGCUGACUAUAUGAUAUCAAUCUGUGGAAAUGAUGCUCUUCGGGAACUUUCAUCUCCUGGAAAAAGUGGAAGCUUCUUUUACCUAACAAAUGAUGAUCGAUACAUGAUAAAAACAAUGAAGAAAUCUGAAGUAAAAGUGCUACUGAGGAUGCUUCCAGCCUAUUAUAACCAUGUCCGAGCUUUUGAGAAUACUCUAGUUACUAAGUUUUUUGGUUUGCACUGUGUGAAAUUAACUGGGGCUACUCAGAGAAAGGUUCGUUUUGUCAUAAUGGGCAAUCUCUUCUGUUCUGAGUAUCCAAUUCAUAGGCGUUUUGACCUCAAAGGGUCUUCCCAUGGUCGUACGACAGAUAAGCCUGAGGCAGAGAUUGAUGAAAACACUACUCUGAAGGACCUUGAUCUCAAUUUUAUAUUCCGGUUACAGAAGUCUUGGUUUCAGGAGUUCCACAG
This is a messenger RNA of Musa acuminata AAA Group (dessert banana), 2049 nucleotides long. RefSeq names its product phosphatidylinositol 4-phosphate 5-kinase 6-like. The annotation marks the transcript as partial. The record is from RefSeq and is a predicted model, not a curated record. The transcript is spliced from 5 exons. Gene Ontology annotation, molecular function: 1-phosphatidylinositol-4-phosphate 5-kinase activity. Gene Ontology annotation, cellular component: plasma membrane. Gene Ontology annotation, biological process: phosphatidylinositol phosphate biosynthetic process. Lineage: Eukaryota; Viridiplantae; Streptophyta; Magnoliopsida; Zingiberales; Musaceae.